CAAAGAUCGAUCAACAAACGCUUAACCCCACCAAUAGUACUAUGCGCAAAUUGUUUUAACUAAGUCAAAGUCGUUUUCGUUUUGGAUACGAUUUCAAGUUGAAUGACAGCUAUAAAUAAAUGCCAAGGGUUCCAAUCCAACCAUUCAUGCUUCCAUCUUCAGUUAAAAAUGGCUUCCACCACCACCAAUGCCAAUGCCAAACAAAUCGUUACAGAGAUACCCGAGUGGGUUCGCGUCUUCAGUGAUGGCACCGUUGAACGUCCGCGCGAUUUUCCGAUUGUCCCACCGACGCUGCACAACUCUAACACAGGAGUGUCGUCCAAGGACAUUGCAAUCUCAAACAAACCUCCAAAACCAAUUUCGGCACGAAUUUACCUCCCAAACAUCUCCAAUUCCCAGACAGAGAAGCUUCCCAUCUACGUCUACUUUCACGGGGGUGGCUUCUUCUUCGAAUCCGCCUUCUCCAAACUCUACGACGUCCAUCUGCUGAAGUUGGUUUCUGAGGUAAAAGUUAUGGUAGUUUCCGUGGAGUACAGACUGGCCCCAGAGCACCCUCUCCCUGCAAGUUAUGAUGAUUGUUGGGAGGCUCUCAAAUGGGUUGCAUCACAUUCUGACUCUACCAAAUACCCCACAGACAACACUGAGCCAUGGCUCAUUCACCAUGGUGACUUCAACAGAGUAUUCAUAGGAGGAGACAGUGCAGGUGCCAACAUAGUCCACAACAUUCUUGCCUUUCGUUUUGGGCAUCAGUCCUUGCCUGGAGACGUUAAAAUACUGGGCGCUGUUCUGGCUCAUCCUUACUUUUAUGCCUCACAGCCUGUUGGGUCUGAGCCUGUUACCGGAAUUGAGCAGAACUUCUACAAUCUUGUUUGGAAGUUGGCGUACCCAUCUGCACCAGGUGGGAUCGAUAAUCCCUUCAUUAACCCUUUGGCUCCCGAUGCUCCCAGUCUGGCUCAACUUGCUUGUUCUAAAAUCUUCAUCUGCGUUGCUGAAAAGGACGGUUUGUGCGACAGAGGAGUUUGGUACUAUGAGGCUGUGAAGAAAAGUGGUUGGCAAGGUGAAAUUCAAUUCUUUCGGCAGGAAAACGAGGAUCAUGUUUACCAUCUCCUCCAACCAGCCCUCAAUCAAGACUCUCGUAACGCUUACAAAUUGAUCAACCUCAUCGCUUCUUUUCUAUAUUUCUGUCUAAAAAAAAAACCUGACUCCUCUGUUUCUAAUUACUCUGUUCACAUGGCUUCCACCAACUCAAAAGAGAUCGUUGCAGAGCUACCUACCUAUAUCAGAGUCUUCAGUGACGGCACCGUGGAAAGGCCAAGAGAAACACCCUUUGUCCCACCUUCAAUUGAUGACCCUCUAACAGGGGUCUCAUCCAAAGACAUCGUCAUCUCUCAAAGCCCUCCUGUUUCAGCUCGAAUUUACCUUCCCAAACUAGCCCCAACCAGUGACCGAGACCAUCCUCAGAAGUUGCCCAUCUUGGUCUACUUUCACGGUGGUGGAUUUUUCUUUGAGUCCGCUUUCUCCGAACUAUACCAUCGCUACUUCAACAUCUUCGUUUCCCAAACAAACGUCAUAGCGGUUUCCGUGGAGUAUAGGCUCGCUCCGGAGCACCCUCUCCCCGCAUGUUACCAUGAUUGCUGGGACGCUCUCAAAUGGGUUGCGUCCCAUUCCGAUCAAAACAACGCCACCAAUGAAGAUCCUUGGCUGAUUUCCCACGGUAAUUUCCAAAGAGUUUUCAUUGGGGGGGACAGUGCAGGUGGGAACAUAGUUCACAACAUUGCCAUGCGUGCUGGGACUGAACCCUUACCUUGUGAUGUUAAAAUAUUAGGAGCUAUUUUCUCCCAUCCUUACUUCUGCAGUUCGGAGCCAAUUGGAUCUGAAGUUGUUACUGGGCACAUACAUCGUUUGUUCUGUUUAGUUUGGGACUUUGUGUACCCUUCUGCGUCGGGUGGCAUUGAUAUCCCCAUGUUCAACCCCUUCGCUCCUUUGGCACUAAGCUUGGAUGGACUUGGGUGUUCCAAGAUUAUUGUGUGUGUGGCUAGCGAGGAUAAAAUUAGGGAUAGAGGGGUUUGGUACUUGGAGGGUGUGAGAAAGAGUGGGUGGCAAGGAAAAUUGGAACUGUUUGAAGAGCAAGGUGAGGAUCAUGUUUAUCAUAUCUUCCAUCCCGAUUCUGAGAAAGCAAUGAAGAUGAUCAAAUGCUUGCGAUUGUUUCUGCACGAGUAGGCCAAACUUCUUUGUCGGAGAUUUCAAUGCUAUAAGAAUGCUUUGUUUGUUUGUAUUGACUUAUAAUAUUACUGAUAUCUUAUUAGAAGAGCAGGUUCUUCUGUAUCAGUAUUGUUCACAAUAAUUUAUGAAUUCAGUUA
This is a messenger RNA of Vigna umbellata (rice bean), 2360 nucleotides long. Lineage: Eukaryota; Viridiplantae; Streptophyta; Magnoliopsida; Fabales; Fabaceae. The record is from RefSeq and is a predicted model, not a curated record.